AUGGCAUUCCUUAAAUUCUUCACUAUUCUCGCUGUACUUUGCAAUGUUUCAUAUGCUUUACUUGGAGUUGGACGAACUCAAUCAGUUGCUGUUUCGGGAAGAUUGAUUUGUAAUGGACAACCAGCUACAAAUAUCAAGCUAAAAUUGUAUGAGAAAGAAAGCAGUUAGUUUUUUCUUCCAAAACAAAUACCAAGAUGUUAACAAAUAUUUUUCAGCAUUUGAUGUUUUGCUUCAAGAAGGAACUAGUGACAAUAAUGGACAAUUCAGAUUAUCUGGAUCAAAAACUGAAAUCUCAACUAUCGAUCCAAAAUUGAAUAUUUAUCACAAAUGCAAUUAUAAUGGACUUUGUUAUAAGAAAAUUGGAAUUACUAUUCCAGAUAACUAUAUUUCAUCUGGAACAAAUCCACAAAGAACCUAUGAUAUUGGAACAUUAAAUUUGGCCAACCAAUAUACUGGACAAACAACUGAUUGUCUCAAUUAA
This is a messenger RNA of Caenorhabditis angaria, 481 nucleotides long. The record is from the annotation of a GenBank genome assembly. Lineage: Eukaryota; Metazoa; Nematoda; Chromadorea; Rhabditida; Rhabditidae.